AUGAAAAUUCUGAUCGUCCUGAUUUCUCUGCUGGCCCAAAAAGUGAUAUGCGCGGCCUUCACCGAAGACAUGGCCCGAUCGUGGGCCUGGUCCCUGAUGUGUUCUCGCUUCAUAAAUCCACCCAGCGAGACGUUGGCCCAAUCCGUCUUCCACAUUCCCUACACCUACAAAAAUUGUCAGCACGAUUUUGCGGAGAAGUUGCCGCAACUCAUCGCGCGCCUUCACAAAGAUCGCGCCGAAAAUUCGAAUCGUAACCCGAUGUUUGCCACGUGUUAUCGGGAGUACGGUUCGAGAGCUGAAGAUUUGGAAAUCCAGAAAAAUGAGAUCAAAAUCGGAAAUAUUCAUCAAGGGAGUUGGAGUCGAGGAAUCAGUUUUACAUUCAAAUUUUCACGCGACUCUGUGAAUACUGUAGAGUAUGGAGUUAGGCAAAAUGUCAGAAAAUUGCUUUUGUCUUUUGAAAAACAUUGUUGAUCAUUUUGCAGUCUGGUUACUGUAUUUGUGUUCAUAAAACUUGGAAUUUUUGCAGUUCGGAAAAUUUCAGAAACCAAAUUUGAUAGUUUUUUUGCAGUUCGGUAUACUGUAGUGUUUUUUUUGGAAUUUUUGCAGUUCGGAAACUAAAUUUGAUAGUUUUUUUGCAGUUCGGGAUACUGUAUCUAUUUUUACCUCAAAAUAUUUUGGUAUUUUGCAGUUGGGAUUACUGUAGAUUAUUUUGCAGUUCGAAAAAAAAAACAGAAAAAAAAAUAAUUUUUUUUUCAAUUUUCACGUGACCUAAUUUUUUUUUUUGACGUGGAAAUUUCAAUUUUGCAAAAAAAAUCAUUUUUGAAAACCACGAUUUCGAAAAAUGGCAGGAAUCAAAAUUUGUAAGUUUUCUUGGGUUACUGUAGUUUUAGAUGUACAGUAAUCAAACUGCAAGGUUUUUGCAGUCUGGUUACUGUAAGGGGCUCACAUUUUAUUAGUAUAAAAAUGCAAAAAUCAAAAUCAACAACAAAAAAAAACAAAAACAAACACCAAAGUUCAAAGAUGCAUGCAACCAGGUCAAACUAGAGUCUAGUUGCACUCUUCUCCAUGUUUUUUGGACUGUUUGUCUUUCUUUCUCUGGCGCGCUCUCUCCAUUUUCCUCACUCUCUCGUCAUUCACAAAAAAAAACAAGGCGUCCUUUUACUUUUUUUCUUUUUGACAGUUUUCUAGACUCAAAUUUUGUGCUGAAAAUCAUGGAAUUGCUGAAAAUCGCUGAAAAUCAGUGUUUCCAUGAGUUUCAGCGCAAAAUUUCAGUCUAGAAAGUCACUUUUCUAGUUUAUCUGAAUUUUCGGCCUAUAGUAGCUUUUGACAGGUUUCUAGACUCAAAUUUUGUGCUGAAAAUCAUGGAAUUGCUGGAAAUCGCUGAAAAUCAGUGUUUUCAUGAUUUUCAGCGCAAAAUUUCAGUCUAGAACGUUAAUUUUCUAGCUAAGUUGAUUUUCCACUUAUUAUUGGUCUUGUUCUUCAAAAUGACAACUGCAAACAUUUGCAGUUUGAUUACUGUAUGUCCCUUUGAAAUUUAUUGAUUUUUUUCAGAAUGGAAUCCAAAUCGAAAUGUACAAACCCUCAAAAGACAAAUAUAAAUUGAUGGCGGCCGGCACAAUUUCAUUGCUCCCGAUUUUUGCGCGCGAAAAAAAUGCGGCCAAAAUUUUUGUCGCGGAAAUUGCGAUGAAAUCUGUGGAUACUGGAGAGGAGCUGUGCGUUUUGAGAUAUGAGCUGGAGACGACGCAGAGUUUUGAGGAGAGUUUCAAGAAGUUCAAGGUGAGUACGGUAGGAGAGGGGUACUGUAGGUGUUUUUGCAGUUUGAGUACUGUAGAUUACUAAAAAUUUCCUGAGUUUUGUCUUUGCUCAUUUUUGGAUUCUAAAUUUUGCAGGUCGAGUACUGUAGAUGUAUAAUCUUUUCUAUAGUUUUGCAGUUCGAGUACUGUAGCUUACUCAAUCCUCAUAGGUUUUUGUAGUUCGAGUAUUGUAGAUUAUUUCAUUUUCCUACAUUUUUUGCAGUUUGAGUACUGUAGAAUACGAAUUUUUCACACAACAUUUUUCACGUUUCAAAUUUUUUACCAAACUACAGUAAUUAAACUGCAAAAAUCUGAUAAUACAGUGAAAAAAAAUCAUAAAACUCCAGGUUUUUGCAGUCCGACUACUGUGGCUUAUCAAAAAGCUACAGUAAUCAAACUGCAAAACUUAAAAAUAAGGGUAACCAUCAUAUACAGUAGCCGAACUGCAAAAAUCUGAUAAUACAGUUCAAAAAAUCAUAGAAAUCCAGGUUUUUGCAGUCCGAUUACUGUAGAUUAUGAAGAGCUACAGUAAUCAAACUGCAAAGAGCCAAUAAUUAAAAAAAAAUCCCCAAACAUUUCAUAUUUUUUGACUUGCAGUCCGAUUACUGUAGAGCAUGAAGAGCUACAGUAAUCAAACUGCAAAAAUCUGAUGACACAGUGAAAAAAAUCAUAAAACUCCAGGUUUUUGCAGUCCGACUACUGUAGAUUAUGAAGAGUUACAGUAAUCAAACUACAAAAAUCUGAUAAUACAGUGAAAAAAAAUCAUAGAGCUCCAGGUUUUUGCAGUCCGAUUACUGUAGAUUAUGAAGAGUUACAGUAAUCAGACUGCAAAUUACAUGUAAAAAAGUAUUUCGAAAAACACCUUGUAGUUCUAGACUUUGCAGUCCGGUUACUGUAGAUUAUGAAGAGUUACAGUAAUCGAACUGCAAACCACUUUUCUGUAAUUCUAGGUUUUUGAAGUCUUAUUACUGUAGAUUUAGAAUUUGCAGUUUGACUACUGUAAUUCCUAUAUUUUUCCAGAAAUCCGAGCUUGCCAAAACCAUGCUUCCACUCGAAAUCCAACCCGAACCCUCCGACUUCGCCGAACUCACAAUUCUCAUCAAUCGACUGCACGGCCUACCAGAAAAUUGCACGGAAUUUUGUGUAGUCUACGAAUUUUUGACAUUCUCACCGUAUUUCACGGAUUUCACGACGAGCUCGGAGAUUUUGUCGAAAAAAUCGUGGAUGAUUCCGAAGGGCGAAGCGAGCAAGGAACUCUUUGUGAAUGGGGUAGGUUUUUAAGUGUGCCAGGGUUGCAGAAGUGGGCGGGGCUUGAGAUUUGGAGUAGAAUGAUAUCUCACAAGGUUUUUAAGUGUGCCAGGAUUGCAGAAAGGGGCGGAGCCUGCGAGUUUGCCACGUGGAUUUUUGCAAUUUUUGAAAUUCAGAUUCUUGAGCUCUUUUUUUGACGCGUGAAUUUUCUGAAACUCUUGAUUUUUGAACCGAUUUUUUUUGCCACGUGGAAUAUUUUCGGCGGCUGAAAAUCCGAAAUUCUUACCCAAAUAAAUUUGCCACGUGGGACGCAAAAUUUUUUGAAAUUCAAAUUUUUGAGCUAUUUGCCACGUGGAUAUUUUUCUUCAAAUUUGUUGAAACUACAAUUUUUGAGCGACAUUUUUUGUAUUUUUUUUCAAUUUUUUAAAAUUUGGAUUCUUGAGCCCUUUUUUUGCCACGUGGAUUAUUUCAAACUCAAAAAUUCCAAAAAAAAAUUUUUUUAGAUUUUAAAAUUCAGACUUUUGAGAAAAUUUCAAAAAUACAACAUUUUGAGCAAAAUUUUUUGUAUUUUUUUUUCUAUUUUUUAAAAUUUGGAAUGUUGAGUCAAAUUUGUGCCACGUGGAUUAUUUAUUUCAAACUAAAAAAUUCAGAUUUUUGAGCAAAAUUUUUUGAAAUUCAAAUUUUUGAGCUAUUUGCCACGUGGAUAUUUUUCUUCAAAUUUGUUGAAACUCCAAUUUUUGAGCGACAUUUUUUGUAUUUUUUUUCAAUUUUUUAAAAAUUUGGAUUCUUGAGCCACAUUUUUUGCCACGUGGAUUAUUUCAAACUCAAAAAUUCCAAAAAAAAAAAUUUCAGAUUUUAAAAUUCAGACUUUUGAGAAAAUUUCAAAAAUACAACAUUUCGAGCAAAAUUUCUUGUAUUUUUUUUCUAUUUUUUAAAAUUUGUAAUGUUGAGUCAAAUUUUUGCCACGUGGAUUAUUUUCGGCGGCUGAAAAUCCGAAAUUUUUACCCAAAUAAAUUUGCCACAAUUUUUUGAAAUUCAAAUUUUCGAGCUCAUAUUUGCCACGUGGAUAUUUUUGAGCCUGAAGCUUUUGCCAUACUGAAUUGAAAAAAAACCCUCAAAUUUCUGUGCUCCAAAAAAUACGUUUCAAAAAUUUGACAUUUUGAAAUCACAAAAUUCAGGUUUUAUUAACUCUUAUCAAAAUCUACAAUUAAAAUCUUUAUUUAAUUAAUUAAUUAAUUAAUUAAUUUCUUAAUUACAAGUCCUGUGUUCCUCAAAAAUCACCCAACUUCCACGACUCAUUCGAAUUUCGAAUCGAUAAUCCAAACCAUUCUCAUUAUGAUCCACAAAUCUGAAUGAGGUAUCCGUCAAAAUCUCGAUACAUUUCACAUGUUUCCGGAUAUACCUUCCGACUUCCGCGCCGAAAUUCUCGAAAUUUUGAUCUACAAAAUCAUAGGCUUCUCGUUGCUCAGCUUCUCCUCCACCCAAAAAUUUGCGAUGAAUUUGGCGGCGAGUUUCGGCAAGUGACAAAUUCGUGGUUCCGCGCGGAAUUUUCCGCAACUCUUCGAUUUUGGCGUCCGGAGUGAAGCUUGAAGUCUUUCCGUUACACUCUUUCAAAGUCGAGGUGUAGUCAAAGAGAUAGUUGAGUUCGGAUAACUCGGAAUAUGCCAAAUCGUGUAGAAUUGUAUAGGCGAUGAGUUGGGCGGAUUUGUGAGUUAGUGGAAUUCGCUGAGCCACGAGAGCUGAGCAUAAAAUUGAGAACGAGAGAAAUUUCAGAAACAUUUUUCUAGCCAAACACAUAAAAUGUGAAAUGUAUAGAGAUUUUGUGUAACAUUUUUCAUCAAUUUUUUUCGGAUCUGGAAAAAAAAUUGAGAGAGAAAUUUCUGAAAAUUUUGAAGAAAAUUAAUAUCCACGUGGCAAAUAGCUCAAAAAUUUGAAUUUCAAAAAAUUUUGCUUGAAUAUCUGAAUUUCAAAAAAUUUUGCUUGAAUAUCUGAAUUUCAAAAAAUUUUGGUCAAAAUUUCUGAAAUUUUGAAGAAAAUUAUCCAUGUGGCAAGAAUUUUGCUCAAAAAUCUAAUUUUCUAAGAAAAUUUUUAGCUGAAAAUUUUGAAUUUCAAAAACAUUUCUCAAAAAUCUGAAUUUUUGAGUUUGAAAAAUUAUUCACGUGGAAAAUUUGUUUGGGUAAAAAUUUCAGAUUUUUAGUAACUGAAAAUAAUCCACGUGGCGAAAAAUGUGGCUCAAAAAUCUGAAUUUCAAAAAAAUUUGCUCAAAAUUCUGAAUUUUUGAGUUUGAAAUAAAUAAUCCACGUGGUAAAACAAUGUGUAUUAAAAAUCAGAGUUUCAGAAAAUCCCCCUGGCUUAAAAAUUUGGCUCAAAAAUCUGAACUCAAAUUUUUUGAAUUUUAAAAAAUUUUCUCGAAAAUCUGAAUUUUUGAGUUUAAAAUAAAUAAUCCACGUGGUAAAACAAUGUGUAUUAAAAAUCAGAGUUUCAAAAAAAUCCCCCCGGCUCAAAAAUUUUGCUCAAAAUUUUGAAUUUCAAAAAUUUUCUCAAAAAUCUGAAUUUUUGAGUUUAAAAUAAAUAAUCCACGUGGUCAAACAAUGUGUAUGAAAAAUCAGAGUUUCAGAAAAUCCCCGUGGCUCAAAAAUUUUGCUCAAAAUUCCAGUCUGAAAUUCCCAGGCUCCGCCCCUUUCUGCAAGCCUCGCACACUUUUUUCAGAUUCCAAAUUGUUUUUUCUACAAAAAAAACCGAAUUUUUCAGUCGCUCUCCGUGUUCCUCGUCGAAAAUUCGCCGACCACCAACAAAGAGACGGGCGGUGUUUUGGCAGUUGUGCACCUCCCCCUAAUCGCUCUCUGCAAACCGGGCGGCACAAUACGUGGCAAUUUUGCGAUGUCGCCGACUGGCGAAGCCAAUCUGGAGAUUACUGUAGAUUUGUGUGUGAUGUGGCGAAAUUCGAAACCGGCUUUUAUUGUUGGAGAAGAUUUGGAAGAGCCCUUGAAGGCCCCGGAGGCCCCGGAAGCCCCAAAAGCCCCCGAAAAAAGGCCAUCAAAACAAUUUGAAGUCUCACCGGUGAUUCUUCCUCUUCAGGAACCAGCAUUGAAGAUCAGAACACCAUCGGAAUCUUCGGAAUCUUCAGAAGAAUCUGAUGUAUUCAGCCCGCCGAUUCUAGAGCAUCGCGAUCAAGAAGAUGAUGAUUUUGGGUACCCAAUUCCUCAGGCUCCCAAGCCCAAGCCCAGAGUUUUUGAGGAUGAUUUGGGUCUCGCUGAGGCGCCUGAAGUUGUUGCUGAAAUUCCACAACCCGAAGAAGAUCAGGAGGUGAUUGAAGAGGAGGUGAUUUCGGCCAAGUCUAGCCCGAAAGAGGCCGAGCCUGAGCCCGAAGAAGAAGAAGAUCUGGACACGCCGAUGCCAUCACCGAAAUCGAAUCCACUGGGAGAUCUUCCACCACUGAUGGUUCCGAAGCCUAGAACAUCGAUUUCGAAUCAGCCGCAACAUCAGGCUGGACGUGUGGAUUUUGCAGAGCCGUUGCAUCAUUCGAUUCCACGUGGGUAGCUUUUUGGACGGGCUGAAAAUUUGGAUUUUCAGAAUUCUAGUGCUGAAAAUUGUGAGCUUCUAGAAAAAUUGAGCUAGAAAAAAUUUAUUUUGUUUUAUAGUCCAAUUUUCCACGUAGAUCACGAUUUUCAGCAUGAAUUUCAGAUUUUCUGACAAUUUCGUGCUGAAAAUCGUGAUUUACGCGAAAAAUUGAGCCUGGGAACUUUUUUGAAUAAAAUUCUAGAUUGAAUUUUUUUCUAGUUCUGAAAUUUGUCUGUAAUAAAUUCUCUAGGCUAAUUUUCCACGUAGAUCACGAUUUUCAGCAUGAAUUUGAGAUUUUCAGACAAUUUCGUGCUGAAAAUUGCAAUCUACUUGAAAAAUUGAUCCUGGAAACAUUUUUGGAAUAAAAUUUUAGAUUUAAUUUUUUCUAGUUCUGAAAUUUGUCUGUAAUAAAUUCUCUAGGCUAUUUUUUCACGUAGAUCUCGAUUUUCAGCAUGAAUUUGAGAUUUUCAGACAAUUUCAUGCUGAAAAUCGUGAUCUAAGCAAAAAAUUGAGCCUGGAAACAUUUUUGGAAUAAAAUUUUAGAUUUAAUUUUUUCUAGUUCUGAAAUUUGUCUGUAAUAAAUUCUCUAGGCUAUUUUUUCACGUAGAUCUCGAUUUUCAGCAUGAAUUUGAGAUUUUCAGACAAUUUCAUGCUGAAAAUCGUGAUCUACGCGAAAAAUUGAUAUUGGAAACUUUUUUGAAUAAAAUUCUAGAUUGAAUUUUUUCUAGUCCUGAAAUUUGUCUCUAAUAAAUUUCCUGGGCUAUUUUUUCACGUAGAUCUCGAUUUUUAGCAUGAAUUUGAGAUUUUCAGACAAUUUCAUGCUGAAAAUCGUGAUCUAGGCAAAAAAUUGAGCCUGGGAACUUUUUUGAAUAAAAUUCUAGAUUGAAUUUUUUCUAGCUCUGAAAUUUGUCGGUAAUAAAUUCUCUAGGCUAUUUUUGCGCGUAGAUCACGAUUUUCAGCAUGAAUUUGAGAUUUUCAGAGGAUUUCAUGCUGAAAAUCAUAAUCUACGCAAAAAAUUGAGCCUGGAAACUUUUUUUCGGGGUAAAUUUGAGCUCUAAAGAGAUUUUAAUAAAAAAUCGGGAAAUUGGAGCAACUCUGAAUUUCAGUAUUCUAAAAUUUAUCAGAAAAUUCCGAUUUUCAGCAUGAAAAUGUUGCCAUAGCUAAUUUUCAUGCUGAAAAUCGUGAUCUACUGGGAAAAUUGAGUCUGAAAACUUUUUUGAAUGAAAAUCUAGAUUGAUUUUUUCUUAGUUCUGAAAUUUGUCUGUAACUAAUUUUCUAGUCUAAAUUUUCACGUAUAUCACGAUUUUCAGCAUGAAUUUGAGAUUUUCAGACGAUUUUGUGCUGAAAAUUGGGAUCUACUUGAAAAAUUGAACUUGACAACUUUUUUCGGGUAAAAUUGAGCUCUAGAGUUUGAGAUUGCUCAUUUUAAUCCAUAAUUUUUUCCAGCCUCGGAAACUUCGUCUAACUCGUCGCCACGCACCGCCACCAAACAAAAACCCAAAGUGGCGCUUCCGGAUUUUUCCGGACACGGAAUAAUCCGCGCCGGCAGCCUCGAAUCCACUGAAGACGCUCAAAAAAUCGCGGAUGAAAAUUUGCGCGUCGAAUUUCGGCUCGAAAAAUUUGAAAUUGUGCCCUAUUCGAGAUUAUUGACGAAAAUGUAUGAUGGUGCGAUUUGCUCGAUCGAAUUUCAGUUUUUGGAUUUCCCCGUGGAAAAUACAAGGAUUCCGGAUUUUGCGCUACCCAGGGCUCCAGGAAUUUCGGUCGCGUUGGAUGGAGCAACUAAAGGUUAGUUGGUUCGGGGAUUUUUGGGGUUGUGACGUGGAAAUUCCGGGUUUUUUGACACUAAACAAGCCUAGGAUUACUGUAGAUUUUUGGCCAGAAAAUUCUGAAUUUUUUGACACUAAACAAGCCCAGGGUUACUGUGGAUUUGUGGCGGGAAACUUCUGGAUUUUUUAAAAUGAAAUUGGUCCAGGGUUACUGUGGAUGUUUUGGCCAGAUAAUUCUGGAUUUUUCUGCAUUUGAUCUACGUGAAAUUUCGGGAUUACUGUAGUUUUUCGAAAUUGAAUUUUUCCACGCGAAAAUUGCCACGUGUUUUGAUCUGAUUCCGAUUUUCCACGUUUUUUUGAGAAAAAAAAUCUAAAAAAUCAUUUAAAAAAUAAUUUUCACGUGAAAACGUGAUCUUUGUGUUUCUCUGCGUCUCUCAAAACCUCGCACUCUCUAACGGCCUUAAAGUCUCUACGUCUCUCCAGAAUUUGCAGUCUAUCUUCCUCUUGUUCUCCAACCACUAUCUCUGCGUCUCUGCGUAUCUCAAUGUCUAACUGUCCAGCCUCUCAGCAUCUCUUGUCCUCUCUGUGUCUCUCAUUCUCUAACACUAUCUAGAAGUGUCUGCGUCUCUCGUUCUCUAACCACUCUCUCAAUGUCUAACACACACUCUCUCUCUCUCUUUCUCUUUCUCCUCUUGUUCUCUAACCACCCAAUGUCUCUCAUCUCUCUCUUCAGAAUUCGCACUCUCUCGCCGUCAACUCGCUCUUCUCGAUCAAUGGAUUGAACUCGGCAACAAACUAGAUUUCGCCCUAAAUUCCGUCGGUGGAAAUCAGGAAUCUGAAAUUGCGGUGGCAAGUUUGCUCCUGACACGCGAUAAUUCGCACAAUUUGGAAAUCGCAGCAGAUUGUGAGUACAGUACUUUGAGUUACGGUAAUCUCAUGUUUUGUCCUAAUUUUCAGUCAUCGAUGUGGAUGGUGAGCAUUUGGCAGAGCUUCAAUUGAGCAUACAGUACUCGCCGAAACUUUUGGAGGAGCUACAGUAA
Messenger RNA from Caenorhabditis angaria, 9408 nucleotides. Lineage: Eukaryota; Metazoa; Nematoda; Chromadorea; Rhabditida; Rhabditidae. The record is from the annotation of a GenBank genome assembly.